AUGUCAGGAUACCAGGGAUUCGAGCUCCUCCCCACCUUCGACACCUUUAUUCCUCGCUCAGUGACACCAUCUGAAGUGGACUGCAUACAGUCACCCGAGGUCUAUCGAAUUGUCGACCUCGACUCCACAGUCUCUCCUGAUAACACUGUUUCGCCUUCGCCAUCCUCAGAUUCACAGGAAGGCCAGAGCUCAGUCACAUGCGCAAUAGAUGCGGAAAGCAAGAAACAUAAAUUACAGACUGUCAAGCGACGCAUGCAAAACCGCAACGCGCAGCGCCGAUUCCGCGAACGCAAAGAAGAGCACCAUCAAACACUCCAGCAACGGGCUACUGAACUCGAAGCAAAGUGCCAAGAGCUCUCGGAGGGAUUGAACCAAAAAUCUGAAGAAAUAUCUAAGAUCCUUAAGGAAAAAGAGGCCCUUACUGGUGAAGUACAAGAUCUGCGCAAGCGGUGGCGCCUCAUGGUAAUGCUGCUGCGACUGCCAAACAGGCUGCAGUCGCUGUCUGGCUUACUGGGGAGUGAUUUGUCUUCCUCUUGCUCUUCAUCCUCUGAAAUAAAGGCCGAGCCGUUGGAUGUGCCGCUGGAAGACUUGUUCGGGUGUCUGCAGGAGUUGCUAUUACCAAACGAGGCGUCCGACGGCUCCCCUCUUUGCCCUUCCUAG
Penicillium griseofulvum is the source of this 660-nucleotide messenger RNA. RefSeq names its product putative bZIP transcription factor. Lineage: Eukaryota; Fungi; Ascomycota; Eurotiomycetes; Eurotiales; Aspergillaceae. Gene Ontology annotation, biological process: regulation of DNA-templated transcription. Bases 1 to 660 code for a protein of 219 amino acids. The record is from RefSeq and is a predicted model, not a curated record. Gene Ontology annotation, molecular function: DNA-binding transcription factor activity. The transcript has 2 exons.